UUUCAUAUUCAUUGUUUGUAACGAAUUAAACAAAGCAUUAGGAAUAGUUCACAUCGGACUUACAGACAGCAAAAUCAUGUGGUUCAAGUUAAUCAACUUAAUUAUUUUGGCAACAAAAUUUUCAGGGGGAGUUAACAUUCGGUUUGAAGGAAAAGAUCCUCUUUACGUUAAAGUUGGAGGAAACUUAACUUUAAAAUGGCGAUACACGGGAGAAAAGGAAAUGGCUCUUGCUCAAUUAAACGAAUUCAAUGAAAAAACAGGAAACAAAGAGAUUGAUGUAUUAUGGAUUUGGAUUCUCUAAUACAGCAACACCUGAAACUUCAGAAUUGGCAAAAAGCUAUUCAACUGAACUGCAUUGGAAAGGAAAUGUAUCAAACAAUUAUUUUGCCUUCAGUUUUAUUGGAGUGAAAGAAUUUAUGCACAAGAAAAAAGUCAUGCUUAAAUUACAAGACAAAAACAAUUCUGAAGAAGUAUCAUCACGAGAGGAACUAUAUAUAUCAGUUCCACCAAAAGUUCAGUUGAUUGUAAGCAAUACAACUCUCUCUGUUGGAGACCGUAUAACAAUAAAGUGCAAUCUUUCAAUUCAUGGAAGACCCAAAGCAAACAUUAUCUGGUAUCAUAAUGAAAAACAAAUUCUAGAAAAGAAUGGUACCUAUUUUUUUAACCAAGAUGAAGUAGAAAUAGAGAAUUCUGGUUCAUACCAAUGUCAUGCAAAAAAUUCUGUAGGAGAGGUUACUUCAGAUCUGAUAAGAAUAACAGUGACAGAUAAUCCAAUAAACAAAGAGAGAUCUAGUGGUGGUGGUCUGGAGGGUGGAGCUAUUGCUGGAAUUGUUGUUCCUAUAAUCGUUGUUAUAAUAGUCAUAGUUAUAAUUGUUUUUAUAAAAAAGAGGCAAAAAGCACCAAAAACUCCAAAACAGACUGCAAGCAAUGAUGAUACUAAAAUGCCAAUGAAUUCACCACCAAAGGAUCAAGUUUGGUUGUGAGUUGGAAUUUGACAGAUGUUUAUCCCUGAAAUUUGACAUGCAUUUUGCAUUCAUAAGUGCCACAAAUUGAUAAAGUCAGGAUUAAAUGUGUAUUUUUUUAAUUGUACAUAGUAAUUAAUUUAAAAAUUUUAGAAUAAUUUAUGUCUGGACACUGCCAUGCAUUUUCGUUAUUCUAGAAUAUUCAUGGUCAUUUUUCUUUCUUAUUUGUUCUUUGCUCAGCAUCUUUAAGUUGAUUGUAUAUUAUGCCAACAUAAAUACGACAUUACACACCAUACACCCAGGAAAUGUUUUUCAAUAGAGCUGUAGAGAUGUUUAAUAAAUAUUUUGAAGAGAA
This is a messenger RNA of Xenia sp. Carnegie-2017, 1317 nucleotides long. Its product is annotated as coxsackievirus and adenovirus receptor homolog. Lineage: Eukaryota; Metazoa; Cnidaria; Anthozoa; Malacalcyonacea; Xeniidae. Gene Ontology annotation, molecular function: cell adhesion molecule binding. The transcript is spliced from 6 exons. Bases 249 to 983 code for a protein of 244 amino acids. The record is from RefSeq and is a predicted model, not a curated record. Gene Ontology annotation, biological process: cell-cell adhesion. Gene Ontology annotation, cellular component: cell-cell junction.